UGAAAAUUAAUUGACCAUCCUGUACUAUGACAAGAAAUAUAGCUCUUUUUGGUUUCAGUAAUAUCAGACUCAUUAAAUAUUAAAGAACAGCUUCAUAGGAAGGAAGAUGUCAUCACAUUAUUGAGAUCUUUAAAACACUGACUGAUGAUCUUUGUCUCUUUCUUUAGCCCACACUCAGUUCAAUCAGAGUGGAAGCCUUGGUAUUUUGAUUCGACGGUUAUAAUGGUUCUGUCCUUAUGAAUAAUACAUAUGCUACAAGUUUAAAAUGUCUAGCAGAGAAAGAUGCAGAGGAGACGAUGAAUAUCUGCUUUAAAAUGUGAACAUGACAUCACCUUAUUAAUGAGUACUGAAGAGGGACAACGCGUUAUUGGAUUUAGUCAGUAACCCUUUUAGCUGCCCGGAUGUCCAGUAUUCAGAUACUCCUUUUGAUAUCUGAUACAGCAGGUUUUAAGACGGAAAGUGGGAAUGGCUUAUGGAUUGCUGAGAGUUCCGAGAUGGCAAGCCCUUGUUUCUCUGUGUUGAACGACGAAGAUAUCGCCGGAUGUAGAGGAACUUUAGAGAACAGCCAUAUCGAUUAGCAAAUCAAUAAAUCAGGCGCUCAGUAUUAUCUAAAAGCAUCGCCGUUUCCUUCCCAACAAGGUUGCACGGGUAAACAGAAGUAAAGACUGUUAUUGUAGCUUAAUUACAUUGAGGUUUUGUUUCGUUAGUUGGCGGGUGAUAAAAGUAGACAAUGACUUCGAAAUCUAACACUUGAAAGUUUUUUUUUUAACAAUACAAAAAUGUUCCUCUUCUUUAUUAUAGGCUAAUAUAUUGACCACCGUUGUUCUUUGUUGUUUUUUUGUCAUCUAAAAAAUUAGUGCGAGCAAUAAAACUUGAUAUUGUAUGAAACAAUGGGAUAUUUCAGCUCAGCAACAUAGUGCUCUUGUCUAUGUUUCUAUGUUUCCUUAUAUUCAUAAUUAUGAACGUGCGUGUCUCUGGUGGAUCCGUAACUGUAUAUUGAUCGACUACUAAUCAUUCAUUUCCCUUAAAUUCACCUCUCCCCAAGGGAGGAAAUAGGGUGUUCAAAUAUACUUAAGUAAUAAUGGGCCGUCACUUCUUCGACAUACUGCGGGUCUUUAUACAUAACAUGCGUUUCAGUGAGGAGGGUACCCUACCUUAUACGGAGAAGGACUACUCCCUGAGGACCACGAGAGCCGUGUUCUUUAAAGGGAGUGGAACACCAGUCUACAGAGGUUUGACGGCGUUCUGAACAGGGCAGACGCGUGCGUGCUUUCACUUCUGAACAAUUGGAAUGAUUUUCUUCGUCCGAUCUACGAACAAAGAACGAUAGGCUCUUAUAGCCUAAAUUACGUCUAAUUAUAUUUUAUUUAUUUAAAAAAAACGACGAGAGACGGCUGAAAGAGGAAGUUAUUUAUAUUUUUACAGGAACUUUCACAAAGGAACCCAUUGGCAUUCCAGAUUCCAGUAAGGAAAAGGAGCCAAGAAAAUCCAUACAGAGCAGAAAGCUCAAUGAUAUCUAAUGCAGUCAUGAGCUAAACAAGUUGCCAUUGAAGGAAAUAUUUCCACCGCUGCUUGUAAUUGAAUCAUUAACAAAGCCUUAUGAAUUUAUAAAUAUGGAUAAUCUAAUAAUAUAGACAGCUAUUUCCCCAUCCUUCCAUGAGAAAAAAAACAGUGGCUUGUUAUUGUGUUCAAAAACAAAUUGAAUCCUGUCAGUCCUCUUUGAAUAAUACAGCUCUUGAGCUCAGGUCCUGGUGAGGGGGAAAAAUCUGCGAACUUCGGAAAGGCAGACAUGUCAGAGAAGAAGUCUCGGAACUCGGAUACCCGGCCCAAGUGCAUCCGUAGCUGGAGUGCGGACAGUUACGUGUGGAGCAGCAAGAAACGCUCGAGGAGCGUCCAAAAUGAGCUGGGGGCGAAUGGCGCGGAGGGGGAGGGGCCGGAGGACCAGGCGGGCCGCUCAGCCUCUUGCCCCCGGAGGCGCAGGGAGAGGAAGUGCAGCUGCGCCGGUCCGGGCGAGGGGGACGCCGAGCUCCCCUGCCGAAAAGCCCUCACCCGCCGCUCCCUCCGGCAGAAGUUCCAGGACGCGGUGGGCCAGUGCUUCCCGAUCCGCACCCACCACCACCACCACCACCACCACCACCACCACCAGGCUGGGGCCGCGCGCCCGUUCUCCGUCCUGCUCUGGUCCAAACGCAAGAUCCACGUCUCGGAGCUGAUGCAGGACAAGUGCCCGUUCUCCUCCAAGUCCGAGCUGGCCCACUGCUGGCACCUGAUCAAGAAGCACGCCUCGCAGCCGGGCGGCUCCAUCGGUAUCGCGGCCGACCACAAAGGGAGCGCUUUCCCCUCUUCCUCUUUCUCUUCCCCUCCGCCCUUGAUUUCCUGGGAGGAGAUUGGCUCCAGUGGCUCUCAGGGCGGCAGCCUGGAUGACUGGGACCCCUCCCGCCCGCGCGACAGGGCGGAGGGCUGCUCCCACACGGACUACAUCCUGGUGCCCGACCUGCUCCAGAUCAACAACAGCCCCUGCUACUGGGGGGUCCUGGACCGCUUCGAGGCCGAGGAGCUGCUGGAGGGCCAGCCGGAGGGCACCUUCCUGCUCCGCGACUCCGCCCAGGACGAGUUCCUGUUCUCCGUCAGCUUCCGGCGCUACAGCCGCUCGCUGCACGCGCGCAUCGAGCAGAACGGGAAGCGCUUCAGCUUCGACGGGCGCGACCCCUGCGUGUACCGCGACCCCAGCGUGACCGGCCUGCUCAAGCACUACAGCGACCCUGCCACGUGCCUCUUCUUCGAGCCCCUGCUGUCCCGCCCGCUGCCCCGAAACUUCCCCUUCUCCCUGCAGCACCUCUGCAGGGCCGUCGUCUGCAGCUGCACCACCUACCAGGGCAUCGAGGCCCUGCCCCUGCCCGACUCGCUCAGGGACUACCUCAGGCAGUACCACUACAAAUGCAAUGGAGCCUGCGCUGUGUAACAUACACAGCCCUGACACUGAAGCAUAGUCUCUCUUUAUGCAUCCCACAGGUGCCUGCCAUAUAGGGGUUGUCUGAAACAUGCUCAAAGACUGAACAAUUUGACUUUUUUAAUAAAUCCCUGUUGGGGUCAGAUACGGCUAUUUUACAUCUAUGGAACCUUGCCUUGGACAAAAAGCACAGAGUGAAAUAUCUAGGUUUAGUAUGGAUAGUUAAUUGGUCAGGGGACAUGUUAAAUCUAUGAUUGAAGCCUCUACUCAUCAAGUUCACAUGGUGAGUUCUGCAGCUCAGUAGGUAGCACCUGUUAUGGGCACAUAUCUAACAAAUACUAUAAUUGCAUUGGCUUUGGAAGUCUGUUUGGAGUUCUGGAUCGUCUUGGGUAGAAGAAUAAAAUAUUACCCAUGAGCCUCCUGCUGUUGUGGAUGAUAAUGGUUGAUAAAUGGGGGAAAGAAACAAGUGGAAGUGGAAUUUCAGAGAACUACAGAAGGUUUUUCAACAAACACAAGUCAAUAUGUAUGGACAGACCUGUAUGUUUUUUUUCUUCAGGUUCAGUGGACAUUUCCCUCUCUUCUGUACAGCACUACAAUGGAGACACUAAACUCAACACAGAAAUGUAGAUUGCUGAUGUUAUUUCACUUGAAUCCACCAGGUGGCGAUUUAUAUACAUGGUAAAAAUACUGCUUGGGUCAGUUUCUUUUAGACUUACAAGCUGCCAGUUAGACUGGCUAUCACUUUUUUGUGAUGAAGAUGGUGUUGAAGUGAUUAAAAAAAUAUUUGAUUUAGCAUAAAAUGUAUUUUAAUGCUAAAAACAUUUCACAUUCAUGUAUAUGUGAGGUCUUACAGGAUUUCUUGAUUUAAGUAGAGGAUAUCGCAUUUAUCCAGCUGCUGCCGUUAUCCAGUCUUAUUGUUUUUUAUCAUAGCUGAUAGAACACAUUUGUCAUAAAACUGAAAACCUUGUGGCAGUAGGAAGGUUGGAUUCAUCACCAGGCAUUGUGCAGACUGAUACAUAUACUGGUAUAUAGUAUUUAAACUGAUGAACCAUAAAUUGAUAAUAUUAAUGAAUUGACAGAAACAAGUGCUAGUAUUUGGUGCCAUGAGGACAUUCUCAUUUCCAUCCUUGUGCUUAUUGUGCUAAUUGAAAUUACAUGUAUGUCUUUUAGUUUCCUCUUCACAUGUUGCUGCUUCAUGUAAAUCAUACAUACACCCUCAACACUUGCUUUGUGAAUCGCGCACCUUAUGAAUUGCACCCUAUUGUGUGUUUUGUGAAUUGCACACAGAAGCAUCACUGAUUCAUUGCAGCUGACAUGCCCGUAAAAUGCAGAGUGACUUAAUGGCAAAGAGCUUGUUCCCAAAUUAAUUUAGGCGCAGGUCAGUGCUUUUGCUAUCGUGUUAGCACCUUUCUGUCAGUGACUGUGUCACUGCUUUUUAAAUGCUGCUGGAAGGCAAGUUAAUGGUGUGGAAGAGUCUUUGCUGUAAACAGUUGUGAUUGGACGGUUGUGAUUUGAAAAAAAAAGAAAAAGUAUGGUACUGGAGAAUGGAAAGGAGAGAUGAAAAUGACAUAUAGUAUAUACAUUUCAGUUCUUACUGCUUUUCUAUCAAUAUUUGGUUACCAGUUUUAUUUUGUAAAUUUUUUGUCUGUAUGAUUUACAGUUUUAAACAAACUGUUGUGUCUUCUGGAAUAAUAAAUUCUUUAUUUGGUCCAAGA
Molecule: messenger RNA, 4665 nt
Organism: Anguilla rostrata (American eel)
Lineage: Eukaryota; Metazoa; Chordata; Actinopteri; Anguilliformes; Anguillidae
Gene: socs4
Product: suppressor of cytokine signaling 4
Exons: 2
Coding region: 1790-2962 (390 amino acids)
Biological process (GO): intracellular signal transduction; phosphatidylinositol phosphate biosynthetic process
Cellular component (GO): phosphatidylinositol 3-kinase complex
Molecular function (GO): 1-phosphatidylinositol-3-kinase regulator activity
Source: RefSeq, a predicted model, not a curated record